AUGUUGCCCUCCCUACCUGUGCAGGAGAAGCAACGCAUUGAGUCGGUCGGGGGAGCCGUGAAGCCCAAGUCAGGCGUGCACCGCGUCGUGUGGCAGCGGCCGAAGCAGAACCACCGCGGUCCCAUCCGCCGCAGCACCGAGCUCGAUCACAUUCCUUUCCUCGCCGUCGCACGCUCCCUCGGCGAUCUGUGGAGCUACGACUACGCGCGCGGGGAAUUUGCCGUCUCGCCGGAGCCGGACACGCACGUGCUGGCGAUCGAGCACUCUCGCCACCGCUGCCUGAUCCUUGCGUCCGACGGCCUGUGGAACAUGCUGAGCCCGCUGUCAGCGGCUGCCGUCGUCGAGCAGGCUGAACGCAUGGAGGAGGAGCAGUACUGGCAGAAGUCCAACGGUAGCAAGGCUUCCUUCCCGAACAUUAACCCGUCCUGCAUGCUCGUGGACAAGACAAUGGGGCGCUGGCGCAAGCGCAACUUGCGCGCAGACAACACGAGCGUCGUCACGGUGAUGCUGGAUCCGCAGGGACCGUCGCGCUCCACCGUCCUGCAGCGACACCUCAACCUGCUGCGUCUGAGGAAGAGGAACGGAUCGCUCAGUACGAGUCACCUCGUUCUCACGGACCCUUCCUCCACACCGAAGCCAAAGACUCCCCCGCAGCUGCCGCAACCCAACACACUGUGGCACUCCGCGCCGCGCAUGGGCACUUCCAGUCUACUAGGUGCACAUAAGAAAUUUGCCGAUAGCGAACACUCCGCAUUUUCGCGGAAUCCCUUCUCAGCGACCGUCCUACCACCACGUGGCAGCACCGUCGAUGCUAGCGAGCAGAGUGCGUCGUUGCGGUCGAGCAGUGAAGGUGACCUCCUGCCCCCCAUGCCGCCAUGCGUCAAUCCCAACGGGCCAAUCACCGGCGCCACCUGUGAGCAGCCGCCAAUUCCCGUUGCCGUGGCGACAACGCGGCAGACGACCGUGGACGUCGAGGCUCCAGGCGACCGCACGGACUCGCCGCCGCAGCCAGCAGCGUUCUGUGUCUCAGCGAGCGGUGGCGGCCCCACACGCGACGCAACGCUCGUUGCCGAAGUCAUCACGGUGGACGCGUCGCCGGCACCAGGGGGCGCCGGCAGUCCCGUCCGCCCGACGGCCGUCAACAAAGUUAUCCUUCCUGCAAAGUACAAGCAGCGGCUGGAGGCGAGGGCUGCAAGCGAAGCCAGGUUGUCGUCCGGGUGCGGGACACCACAAGGUGGCGCCGCCGUCGUCGCGAAGCCGCUCACUGACCAGGACUGGACGUGGAACAUCGACUUUGACUGCGGGGAGAUCGUUGAAAUUGAGCGCGAAGAGGAGGAGAAGGCGACGACGACGACGUUAGAGGAAGCACGGGACGUCGUCGCUGCGUCGCCUCGCCUCAGCGCCCCCUGUCAGGGACGCGGCGUCGCACCGACGAUGCCCGGGAGGGUGGGGGCGCCGGCGCGGCGGCUGGCGCGCUCGCGGACGCUGGGCUGUGCGGUGGAGGCGCGGCAGACAGCCGGGGCGACGCACACGCGCCGCAUGGUGCUGCGCCAGAAGAGUGUUGCCGGCGUGAACAGCGUCAUGAGCCGCGUGAGUGACUACGUGAUGCGGCGUGACGCUCCCCCUGCUGGCUGCGAGCCGGUGCGCGUGUUUGCCGCGCACAACUCGGAGGACAAGCGGCCGGCGCUGUCCGCUGGCUGCAGCACUGCGGCGCGGAAGGCCUGCAAGCGUAAGCUGUCGCACGCGUCGCAGGAGGCUGUGCCAGCGAAGCAUCGCGUCACGCGCUCACUCAUCGCCAAGACAACCGGCUGCAACGACGCAGGCAGCGGCGGCCGUAAGCUCACCAAGAAACCCAGUCUGCUGCAGCUGGGACGGCAGAAGCUGCUGCGACUGACGACUCGCUCCAAGUACAACCUGCACUGAGAGCGGUGCGCGUCACGUGUCACGCAGGUUUCCCCCGCGCCGCCGCUGUCACCGAUUCUUCAGGCGGCUUUGGUAUGUAAAGCGAUACGGUAACACGAAAAACGUCAAACACAAGAACAGAGGGCGCUGCUUCAGUACUGCGAUGCGACGGGCGUGGACAAGCAGAGCACUUCUACUCAAAUUUACAGAUUUUUAACAUGUUAGGGGAGGGAGAGGCCGUCAUACCGGCGCACAGGAUCCUGGGUGUGUGUGGUCUUGUAAUUUUGCGAGCAAGUGGGAAAUUUUUGAGUUAUAUUUACAGCAUAGCAUAAAAUGUGUGUGAUGUGCAUAGUAGAGUCUUGUUGGCAAUUCAUGAAUAUAUUUUCAUGUUAAAGAAGUAGGACGUGUUAUUAUAUAUUGAAUCUUAGGGAAAAUAGACCUAUAUCCCACCGCAGCGUCAUAGGCAAUUUUCCGACGCGAUAUUGUGAUUAAAAGAUGAGUGCAACUCGAGCGUCCUAAAGGUGUCUUAAAUAUCCUGGUUUUAUCAAUUCAAAUGUACAGUCAGUUACACGUGAUUUUGAUGUUAUGCGUCAUGUUAUUGUCGACAGACUUUAAUUUUUAUAUUGAAACUAGCAGAUAUUUUGGGAAGUACAAUUUUUAGGAAUUUUACCUGAGAUUAGCAUGUACUUGGACAGCUGUAAAUUGCAUUGUACGGUAAAUUUUUUAAUUAUUUUCUGCCACGUGUUGAUUACCAAUGUCCUGUGUAUUAUAUAGGGUUUUUUGGUUUUUAGUCCUAAUAAUUUGUCAGCAGCUCUAUAAAGUCUUUCUCUGUCGUGUUCGAUCUCGGCGGACCUUAUGUGGGCACGUCACCUGUCUUCCUAUAUGUAUUGUGCAUGUUUUUUAUGAUAGCCUGAGGCUUGUGUGUAUGUGUGUGUGUGUGUGCGUGACUGUUUUGAUUGUGCCUAGGGCCCUAGGCUAUAUGUUAAUGAUUUUCCUGCAACUAGGUUACUGCUAAAAACGUAUGUAUGUGAGUCUAGUGUUGAGCGUGAUGGAAAAUAGGAAGGGUGCAGAUGAAAUAUUGAUGAAUGAUGAAUAUAUGAAUAUAUGUCAAAUAUAAAACAAAAUAUAGAUAUAUGUCAAAUAUGAAUGAAUGAUUGCAGAUGAGCAAGUGUGAAUGUAGCUGUGCCCGUGCGUCACGUGUGGCAGCCUCCCUCAGAACAGGGUUACAGGGGUUAUAGAAAAGGGUUAAGUUGCACACCUUGCAAUUACCAAGUCGACCACGUGAGUAUAAUAAUUAUAUGUACUGUCUGUAAUAAGUGCAAAUAAUCCGUCACAUUGUACUGUAAAAUGAGGACUAUUUUUGUCAAAUAUUAUCAACUCAUUUCUGGACCAUUUUCACUUUAGUAAUUCGUGCAUGUAGUUGCAACAUUAGAAUUUAAUAAUAUACAAUGUAUAAUCACUGA
Molecule: messenger RNA, 3365 nt
Organism: Priapulus caudatus
Lineage: Eukaryota; Metazoa; Priapulida; Priapulimorpha; Priapulimorphida; Priapulidae
Exons: 5
Coding region: 1-1923 (640 amino acids)
Biological process (GO): protein dephosphorylation
Cellular component (GO): cytosol; nucleus
Molecular function (GO): protein serine/threonine phosphatase activity; mitogen-activated protein kinase binding
Source: RefSeq, a predicted model, not a curated record